AUGAUAACUUCAAUAUUUCGUAAGCAACCAUUCUUCCUUAUUCAAAGUUUUUUACAAGGCGUACAACUACGCUCAAUAGCAGCAACAACGAACGAAAAACAACUAAAUUCUAAACCUGUGAAACCGCCAUCUCAGUUAUCGCAAUCGUCGACAAAAAAAUCGGAGUAUUUAGCUGCUGAUAUGUAUGAUUACAAUUUAUAUAGUCAUUAUGACCUUGAAACGAGUAUGUCUAAAUAUCGUUUGAAACAACCAUCGGCAUUCGAUAAACUUAUUCCAGAUCCACCACCACCACCCAAAAAAUAA
This is a messenger RNA of Didymodactylos carnosus, 303 nucleotides long. The record is from the annotation of a GenBank genome assembly. NCBI's taxonomy places the organism in Eukaryota, Metazoa, Rotifera, Eurotatoria, Philodinida, Philodinidae.